UGGAGCGGCGUCAGCGACGGUCUGUCUCUCGCGCGCCAGUCAGCCCCGAGCGCUCGACUUGCGCUCGUUGUUGCGGAGUAGUUGCGCGUACUGAGUUCCCUGCUGCUCCGCUCCGCGAAUUCAUAAACGUGCAUAGUCGUGCAUGCUCGAUCUUGCGCUGCAGCUCUCGUGUCUCUCGGCGGGCCUGUGCAGUGUUCGUGCAUAAAAUACUAGUGGUGGUGGUAGUAGUAGUAGUACGUUGUAGCAUUCGUAUAGAGAGAGAGAUAGCCGGAGAGGUUUUAGAGAGAUAAGCCAGUGCUUUUGUGUCUAUGUGCCCGUGUGUGCGGUGCAGUUGUUUUGAUCCGUGCCAAACAUGACACGAUGAUAGAGUGCCGGCGUCGCGGCUGCUCCCGUUCCUGCUCGUAUCAUCGGCGUCGUUUAAAAGCCAAACAGAUCGAGAGGGAAGUAGCAGUAGCAGCAGCAGCAACAGAACCAACAGUCAUAGUCGAGAGGAUGAGCGUCUGACAGCCAACAAAGGGUUCCUUCGUUCGUGCCAGCUGAAGUAACGAUGAAUCCUGAAAAUGAGGAACAAAAGCCAGUACCGCAAACGCUGUGCGGAGCCCUGCAGAAAGAGGCCAACUGCAAGUGCCUCGUGCUCUCGGUCCUGAUCUACGGCUGCCUGGCCGCCGUCACCUGGUGCAGAUGCGCCAACGUAACCAAGAUAGUUUUUAAUUUUACAACGUUUCCAAUCAAGAGCACAAAACACGUUUCACCCUGCGAAGAUGGAUACAUUUACAUUCCUGUGGCGUUCAUGGGUAUGCUGUACCUGGUGUACCUCGUGGAGUGCUAUCACUCGCCGAUACGCAUCGACCUGCUGCACGCCGAGAGCCAGAGCGGCGUACUGGCCAGACUGACGCAGCUGAGACUGGCCCAGCCCACCAUCUGGUGGAAGGCCAUCUCGUACCAUUACGUGCGCAGGAAGCGCCAGGUCAUGCGCUACCGCAACGGCGAUAAUUUCACCACUACGCAGGUAUACUACGAGCGAGUCAAUUCUCACGCCGCGACGUCGUUUUACUUUUACGACUACUGCGGCUCGAAGGAUAUCAGCAAGGAGCUGUUGCUGGACCCGAAGAUACCCAUCACCAAGAUUACCCUGUCCAAGGGCUUCGCCUUCUCGAACGUGCGCUCGGCCACCGAGUUCGAGGAGGCGAGGUCGAGAUUCUUCGCCGAGCAGGAGUUCCGAGACGACUACAUGGAGAUGCGCGAGGGCCUCGACCUCGGGGUGAACUUCAGCCCGGUGACGCUGGUCUCGGUGCUGGGCAAUCCCUGGUUCACGCGCUCCUACGUGUACUGGUGCCUUAGCGCUCUGCUGCUCUCCUGGCCGCUGCGCAUCAUCAUCGAGUGCAACACGCAGUACGUCAACUACCAGGUGACGAAGCUCUUCGGCGUCAAUUACGACACGCCGACCAACAUACAGAUACACACGUCGGCCUCGCAGCUCUCGGCGCCGGGCUCGUACAUGCUCGCCCCGUCCUACAGCGAGGCCCUGCUCAUGGAGCCGGCGGCACCACCUCCCCAGGCAGCUACUGCUGCUGCUGCUGCUGCUACUGCAGCUACGGUGGAACAACAGCAAGCGGCGGCGACAGCGAGCAACCAAGUACCCUCGGAUAUGGUACCGAGCUACUCGGAGGCGCUGCUCUAUCAACCGGUCGUCGACAUCGCGAAAACCAUUGCGGCCACGGGAUGCGAGUGUCCGUGUCACAGCCUGGGAGCAGCGACGAGUACUGUUUCCUGCGCGUCCAACGAGAGCUUACAGAUUCCUACAUCUUCGAGAGACGAGAGCUCCGACCUACCGGGAGAUUCGCGAGCGGGCAGCUCGAGUCAGCAGCAACAGUCGGCCGAAUCCAACGCUCGCAUUUGUAAUGACUGCCUCGGCGCUCGGCCUCAACGUACGGCAACGACGGACCAUAAGCGACGGCGCAUCGGCCGCGACUACUCCGAGCCGGAUCUGCGACGGAGCGCCGAACUGCUGCUGCUGGCCGAACUGGUCAACAACGCCACGAGGUGCAGCGGUCGGAGCUUGGAGAACAUCGUCGAGAACGUCGCAGAAGAGUCGUCUCUCGAGGCGUCGGGCAGCGACGGCCCGGCAAUCGUCCCGAUCAAUCCACCGGGCGAGAGUACGGGCGCCAUACCGAAGCAGCGCCCAAGACUGCAGGCCAAUCCGCUGGCCAACGAGCGUCCGCUGCCCAGCUCGGCCAGCAGCAGCGCUUACCUGUGCUUGAGGUCGAUUCUCAAACAGAAUCGACGCAAGUUCAAUCGGGAGACGUUGGAGGAAUUGCAGAGUCUCACGCGAUCGGCUGCCGAUGACGAUAAUGGCAACGACGACGACGAAGACAGCUGUGAUUGCACGGGAUGCAGAAGUGACGCAUCGGCGAUCGAGAGGCCGGACUCGUUGAUGAUCAACAAUAUCCAAAGACUGCCGAGUUGCCAGUUCUCGGUCAGGAGGGAAAAUUCCAGAACAUUAAUCUUCGCCAGUCCGAUCCAAGUGGUCUGUCCGACGGAUCCGUUCGGCGGCCGGAAUCUAGUCCAAAGCGAUCAGCCGCCCAACUACGAGGAAGCUCUAAAUCUGCCCGUUUUAUCGAACGCGAGACGAUCCCUCGGCGCCGCGGAGAGCGCCGAGCAACAAUCGUCGUCGUCGUCGUCGUCGUCGUCGUCGUCAGUCCCGAUCUCGGUGGUGGUCACGUCGUCGGGGCCUCGUUACACCAGCGUCAGCGUCGCGUCGACCUCGUCUCAAAGCACUGGGCCCAAAGCGCCUAGUGCCAAUAGGUCUUGGAAUCAAAGCCGAGCCACCAAUACGGAACAGGGACCCAUCAUUGUCAAGGACGACACGAGGGUAGCCGUAAUUCGAAGCACGUCGACUCAGCGAUCAGCCGUCCGAAACGCCGAGACGACAGCCAUCUCCCUGCCGACGUCGAUCGACGGCCUCACGAUGCCACCGGACUCGCGCGCCUCGAGCUCCACGAUCACGACGGCGAGUCAAACUAACGGCGGCAACGUCGAGGUCGCCACUGCCGCAACGAGCACGAGCAAAGGAGCAGCAGCAGGAGCCCCGAGCUCCACCUCGCACGGGCCUAGCGAUCCGACCAAGGGUAAGACGAAAACGCGCCUGACGAGAUCGCUGACGGAGAGGCGGCCGUCGGGCAACUCGACGCACGAUCAAUCUCGUCGGCGCAAUCCAGCUCUGAGGAACAGCUUCACCGAGAGAAUCGACACGGGCACUCGAGUGCCCGGCAUCAAGCGCAUGAAUAUUAAUAUCGAGACGUCGCUCUGAGCGGGCGAGUAGCAACUAUCCGAUCGAGCGCAGAAACCAAAUAAAAGACGAGAAAAAAACAAAUUUUUCAAUGAAAACGAACAAUUAGGCUGUACUACGGUGGCAACGGCACGUGCUAACAUAAUUAUGUGUAAUUUAGUCCAAUAAUAUAAAUAUGUAUACGCACGGAUAUAAUUGCAUGUAACGAUUAAUGUAAUAAAUUUAUCCAGUUAGUCGUAAAUGAGCUUAUACGGGGUUUCAGUGGGCAAUUAGACACACCCGUCCACGGUAUGUGUCUGCUUGCGCGUUUAUAUAUAACAAAAAAUAGGGUGUAAUUAAUUAAUUAAUUUUGGCAUCGGAAAUCUGCCUUAUUGAUGUUUGAAUGUAACUGUAUGAAUAACUAUUUUGAAAAAAGCCUUCUCUCUACUGUCCGCAGUACGCCACUUACAUUCGAUCACCUACAGCUUUGCCAUCACAUAUUUUUGGUUGAUGUACCUUCUAUUAUUCUAAGUAAAAGAGUGAGAAUUUGAGCUUUUUCAAAAUAAUAUACAUUCGUGCGUCUGAAAAUCGCUUAUUCGUUAAAAGUCGUGAAUUCAGCGACAGUGUGAUACAAAUAUUUUGUUACCGACCGGUUCGUUAUGUUUUUUGAAAUGUAUUCGUUUUUGCCUUACCUUCGAAAUUCAUCAUUUAUUUCUAAAAAUAAAAUAAUUCUGACUGUGUAACUGCUACGCCAAAACUUGCAGAAUUCUUUUUUUGCCACAGUAUGCGGUAUGAUUUAGCAUACUCUUCAUGUGUAAUGUUACUGUAUGCGCACUUUCUCUCCCGCAGUGUCUUCUUUCUUCGAUUACUUCACUGCUUUUAUCGUAAUAUUAACAUUAAUGUAACUUCAGUAAUUUUUAAAAUAAUAUUUAUACGAUGUUCGUAUUACAAAUAUACAUGACGAAAAAAAAUCAUCCCAAACGAAAAUUAUUGAAUAAUUAAUGACUGCGGCAUUGUACUGUAUAAUGCAUAUUAUAAAUUAAUCGAUAACCAAAUCGAAGGUAAUUUCGUGCUAGAAUUUCAUAAUUGAAUAUUUCAAAGGGUCUCAACGUUUCUAUUUACAUGAGUAAGUUUAAAUAUUGCUGUAAAACCAUUACCGUCGGAUUGAAUUUUAUGGAUAGAAAAAAAUGAAUCAACUCGUCAUCGACCUAUGGGCUAAGACUCUAUACAUUAAUUCUCUGAAGGGUGAAAUUGGUAAUAUUUCAUUAUAGCGUUCAUUUUUACGAUAUUUUCGCAAUGCGAAGACAAUGAUACGACAAUGAUUUAUUCUCUGAAUUACGAUUUUCUUGGUCCUCAAACUUCAACGAUAAAAAAUUAUUUUUCUAUAUACAAUAGACCGCUGAUAAACGGUUUCAAUAAUUCUUUGUCAUUUGCCUUCCGUGCAGGCUCGCAUAAAAAAAGAAAGGAAUUUGAAACAAAACACUAGUAUACCAAAGUAUACGUAAUUACGCUUGAAUCAUGCCAAUACUACCUAGUAAGAUAUAAUAACGAAAAAUUUGAGGCCAAAUAAAAAAAUACGUGCGAUUUUCAUGUAAUAUUUAAGAAUGAAAAAAUUACUUGAGUUGCGCCAUGUGUUUUGUAGAAAUUCUAACAAUGGUUGUAUGGAUUUUAUCGCUUCGAAACAAUUGUCACAGUACAAUUUUGAAAGUAAUCAUCUGUUUGUAAAUUAUGUGAAAAUUCGAACUUAUUAUAACGAAUGAUAAUGAGACUUAAUGCAUCCUUUGAGUAUAUUAUAAUGUGUAUAUGAAAAUGCUACCUCAUUCUAUGUCCAUAAUCGCCCGUGUAAACCUUAAAUUGUGCGCAGUAUAUUCUAUUUUCAUUAAAAAUGUAUAUUGUGAAUUGCGCGACACGACUGCAUCCAUUAUGAAGAUCAGAACUCAAGUUUAAUGAAUUGUAUCAUACACGAUUAUAAUUUGUUACGGGAACCCGAGCACUAUUAUAGUUACAUUAGAUUGAAAAUUUUUCGACCUCGCGAAUUUCUAAAAAGUAUUUCGAGUUCGAUAAAAUAAGAUAUAUACGUUGUAUAUGUGCGUCUGUUAAAAUCCAAACAACGACAAAAAAUAUGCAAAACAUAAUUGAGUAUCAGAGUCGAAAAACAAAAAAAACCAAAAAAAAAAUAACACAACUUAUGCCGUCUGAAAUAAGUGCUCUUGUACGAAUUCAAGCCAAAAUAAUGGAUAAACUUAAAUUUUUAUUUGCGUAAAAUAAUUUAAAAUAGUCGCGAAGAGAAAAAUUAAUUUUGACUUCCGUUGUCGCAAAUAGGCAAGAGCAUUACAUUGAACUUUGUUACUUUGUACAAAAAAUAUUUGCGUUUCAUGAAUAAUUCAGGCAAAUAAAUUAUAAAUCAACAAUUAUUACGAAUAAUUGUAGUUAUGAUUAUUCUAAUAAAUUGCGUCAGCAUGUGAAUAAAAUAUGGUUUACACAUGAUAAUAAAUGUUAUAUAAAAACAA
Messenger RNA from Trichogramma pretiosum, 5778 nucleotides. Its product is annotated as serine-rich adhesin for platelets-like. The record is from RefSeq and is a predicted model, not a curated record. NCBI's taxonomy places the organism in Eukaryota, Metazoa, Arthropoda, Insecta, Hymenoptera, Trichogrammatidae. The coding region runs from base 548 to 3310 and encodes 920 amino acids. The transcript has 11 exons.